Hirsutella rhossiliensis is the source of this 1272-nucleotide messenger RNA. Its product is annotated as dor1-like family domain-containing protein. The transcript has a single exon. The coding region runs from base 1 to 1272 and encodes 423 amino acids. Gene Ontology annotation, biological process: cytoplasm to vacuole targeting by the Cvt pathway; intra-Golgi vesicle-mediated transport. Gene Ontology annotation, cellular component: COG complex. The record is from RefSeq and is a predicted model, not a curated record. Lineage: Eukaryota; Fungi; Ascomycota; Sordariomycetes; Hypocreales; Ophiocordycipitaceae.
AUGUCCGAGGCUCUAGGUGACCUGCUCGGCCUUGGUCAGACCGCAGAUGCCACGGCUCUGGCGUAUCUUGCCAGCCUCGCUGAGCAUCCCGCCGAUACGUUCCGCUCGUCGGAGCCACAACGCCUCGCCCAGGCAUCCCAUUCACUGCUACUAUCCGUGCAGGCUCUCUCCAAGCGCUCCCACAAGCCCAUUGUCGACUCGGCAGCCGGCCAUGCCUCUCUGCGGCGAACACUGCCCGUGCUAGGCCAGAGGAUAUCCGAGUUGAGCCAGGCAGUUCCCCGACUUGACACCGCCGCUGACGCCUUCUCGACAACGUUUGGCAAGACGAGCGAAAGCAAGACAAUUGCCCGACGUAAGGAGGCACUGAGACUGCUACACAACGCUGAACGCUUAGUCGAUGUCAUGGAGCUUCCGCCACUCUUGACUUCGGCCGUCAAUACUAUCCCCGUGAGCCACUCCUCAACUCUCGACUUACACGCCCACGUUCGACGCCUCGCCUCGCUUUACCCUCGAUCUCCACUCGUCUCGUCUGUGCUGGGUGAGGCCGACGCAGCUAUCCGCCAGAUGGCAACUGAUCUGAUUGUCGCCCUCAAGACACCCGGUCUCAAGCUUGCUGCGGGACUUCGCACCGUCGGUUGGCUCAAACGCAUACUGCCCGACCUCGUGCCUGGCGUCCACUCAGAUGACACACUGCCGGCCCUCUUUCUCGUAUGCCGUUUGAUGACACUGUUAACGACUCUGGCCGCGCUGGAGCCUCUGCGAGAGCUUGCCGUCGAAGAGAGGCUCCGCCAGGCCAAAUCGUCUAGCGCUUGGUCAGGGGGCCAACAUACGGAGCGCUAUCUCAAACGCUUUAUCGAGAUUUUUCGCGAGCAUGCCUUUGGUAUAGUGUCAAUGUCUAAAAACGUCGAUGCCAGCUUCAUAUCGUCGUCGAGCGCUGGAAACAAUGCUCUUGACACACCACCCUCAACUCUGCCUACAUUUCCGCUGCACCUCGUGGGUCUGCUGCUCGAUACUUUACGCACAUAUCUGCCCAAUGUCAAAGACCAGACAUCUCGCGACAGCAUCAUCAUCCAGGUGCUUUAUUGUGCCGGAAGUCUGGGCAGGCUUGGCGCCGACUUUGGAUUGCUUCUGGCCGCACUUGGCGUCAACGAGUGGGCAGACCUUGUCAAGCGCCAUCGCCUACUGGCAGGGCGGCUCGAGUCCGUCAUUGGAGACUACCGAGGCAACCAAGUUACCAUUCCGACUGCGAGUGCCCCCCAACCUGAGACAUAG